GCUCAUUAAAACCCUAACGCCAGAAAGAAUAAGAACUCCCUCAAAGGUGGAGGAGAGGAGAAGACGAUUUCGCUCUCUCAAAGUUCAGCAGGGACAGAUCGGACGCGCCGACCGAAUCGGCAGCAAUGGGCAAGGUUCACGGUUCGUUGGCGCGUGCGGGGAAGGUGAGGGGUCAGACGCCCAAGGUGGCCAAGCAGGACAAGAAGAAGAAGCCCCGGGGUCGCGCCUACAAGCGCAUGCAGUACAACCGGCGCUUUGUCACCGCCGUUGUUGGAUUCGGUAAGAAGCGAGGACCCAACUCAUCAGAGAAGUAAGCAUGAAAGGCAAGGAGGACUGUAGUUGUUUUCUCUUUUCUUCAUUUUGUUCCUUUUGAGGUGUUUUAGAUUGACUUGAUGGGAAAGUAAGUACUCGUAUUUGUAUUGCUAUCCUUAUAUGAAUGGUAAAGGUCGAGUACCAAUCAGAAUAUGCGUUUGUGGGAUUUUGAUGUUUGAUUGUCUCUCAUCAAGUUACUAUCUGUCAUUCCUUUUCCUUUAUUAUGGUCAUAUUUAUUUUUUUGAGGAA
Molecule: messenger RNA, 561 nt
Organism: Punica granatum (pomegranate)
Lineage: Eukaryota; Viridiplantae; Streptophyta; Magnoliopsida; Myrtales; Lythraceae
Source: RefSeq, a predicted model, not a curated record